GACGCGCCCGCCCGGCCCCCUCCCCCGGCGCCGGCCAAGUGAGGCGGUGAUGCGGGCGCUGGCGGCCUGGGCUGAGCCGAGAGCGGAGACACAGGCUCAAGAUGGCAGAUUCCCACUGAGGCUGAGGGGGCCGAGCUCGCGCGCCGCGUUCCCUUCUCCGUUGCCAUGAACCGCGGACACCCCGGCCCCGAUGGCCCCCGUGUACGAAGGUAUGGCCUCACAUGUUCAAGUUUUCUCCCCUCACACCCUUCAAUCAAGUGCCUUCUGUAGUGUGAAGAAACUGAAAGUAGAGCCAAGUUCCAACUGGGACAUGACUGGGUACGGCUCCCAUAGCAAAGCGUACAGCCAGAGCAAGAACAUACCACCUUCGCAGCCAGCCUCCACAACCGUCAGCACCUCCUUGCCAAUCCCAAACCCAAGCCUACCUUACGAGCAGACCAUCAUCUUCCCAGGAAGUACUGGACACAUAGUCGUAACAUCAGCAAGUAGCACUUCUGUCACCGGGCAAGUCCUCGGCGGACCACAUAACCUAAUGCGUCGAAGCACUGUGAGCCUCCUUGACACCUACCAAAAAUGUGGACUCAAGCGAAAGAGUGAGGAGAUUGAGAACACAAGCAGCGUGCAGAUCAUUGAAGAGCAUCCACCCAUGAUUCAGAAUAAUGCCAGCGGGGCCACUGUAGCUACUGCCACCACAUCCACUGCCACCUCCAAAAACAGUGGCUCUAACAGCGAAGGCGACUAUCAGCUGGUGCAGCAUGAAGUGCUGUGUUCCAUGACCAACACCUAUGAGGUUUUAGAGUUUUUGGGCAGAGGAACAUUUGGGCAAGUGGUCAAGUGCUGGAAACGGGGCACCAAUGAAAUUGUGGCCAUUAAAAUCUUAAAGAACCACCCUUCCUAUGCCCGGCAAGGUCAGAUUGAAGUGAGCAUCCUAGCCCGGCUGAGCACAGAGAGCGCGGAUGACUACAACUUUGUGCGGGCCUAUGAGUGCUUCCAGCACAAGAAUCACACCUGCUUAGUCUUUGAGAUGUUGGAGCAGAACCUCUAUGACUUUCUGAAACAGAACAAGUUUAGCCCCUUGCCCCUCAAGUACAUUCGUCCAGUCCUCCAGCAGGUAGCUACAGCCCUGAUGAAACUCAAAAGCCUGGGUCUUAUCCAUGCUGACCUCAAACCAGAAAACAUCAUGCUGGUAGAUCCAUCUAGACAGCCAUACCGAGUGAAGGUCAUUGACUUUGGUUCAGCAAGUCACGUCUCCAAAGCUGUCUGCUCUACCUACUUGCAAUCCAGAUACUACAGGGCCCCUGAGAUCAUCCUUGGUUUGCCAUUCUGUGAGGCUAUUGACAUGUGGUCCCUUGGUUGUGUCAUUGCUGAGCUGUUCCUGGGCUGGCCGUUAUAUCCAGGAGCUUCCGAGUAUGAUCAGAUUCGGUAUAUUUCACAAACACAGGGUUUGCCAGCGGAAUAUUUAUUAAGUGCAGGGACAAAGACAACUAGGUUUUUCAACCGUGACACCGACUCUCCAUAUCCUUUAUGGAGGCUAAAGACACCAGAUGACCAUGAAGCUGAGACGGGGAUUAAGUCAAAAGAAGCAAGAAAGUACAUUUUCAACUGUUUGGACGAUAUGGCCCAGGUGAACAUGACAACAGAUUUGGAAGGGAGUGACAUGUUGGUAGAGAAGGCAGACCGACGGGAAUUCAUUGACCUAUUAAAGAAGAUGCUGACCAUAGAUGCUGAUAAGAGGAUCACUCCCAUCGAAACUCUGAACCACCCCUUUGUCACAAUGACACACCUGCUCGACUUUCCCCAUAGUACACAUGUCAAAUCUUGUUUCCAAAACAUGGAGAUUUGCAAGCGCCGGGUGAAUAUGUAUGACACAGUGAACCAGAGCAAAACACCUUUCAUCACGCACGUGGCUCCCAGCACAUCUACCAACUUGACCAUGACCUUUAACAACCAGCUGACCACUGUCCACAACCAGGCUCCCACCUCCACCAGUGCCACUCUUUCCUUAGCCAAUCCCGAAGUCUCCAUACUAAACUACCAAUCUACACUCUACCAGCCCUCAGCGGCAUCCAUGGCCGCAGUGGCCCAGCGGAGCAUGCCCCUGCAGACGGGAACAGCCCAGAUUUGUGCCCGGCCAGACCCCUUCCAGCAAGCUCUCAUCGUGUGUCCCCCUGGCUUCCAAGGCCUGCAGGCCUCUCCCUCCAAGCAUGCCGGCUACUCAGUGCGGAUGGAAAAUGCUGUUCCCAUCGUCACUCAAGCUCCAGGAGCUCAGCCUCUUCAGAUUCAACCUGGUCUGCUUGCUCAGCAGGCCUGGCCAGGUGGGGCCCAACAGAUCCUGCUUCCUCCAGCCUGGCAGCAGCUGACUGGCGUGGCCACCCACACGUCCGUGCAGCAUGCAGCUGUGAUUCCUGAGACCAUGGCAGGCACUCAGCAACUGGCCGACUGGAGGAACACACAUGCUCAUGGAAGCCAUUACAAUCCCAUUAUGCAGCAACCUACACUCUUGACUGGACAUGUGACCCUUCCAGCAGCCCAGCCCUUAAAUGUGGGUGUAGCCCAUGUGAUGAGGCAACAACCAACCAGCACCACCUCCUCCAGGAAGAGUAAGCAGCACCAGUCAUCUGUGAGAAAUGUCUCCACCUGUGAGGUGACCUCUUCACAAGCUACCAGCUCCCCUCAGCGAUCCAAGCGUGUCAAGGAGAACACUCCCCCACGGUGUGCCAUGGUGCACAACAGCCCAGCCUGCAGCACCUCGGUCACCUGUGGGUGGGGUGAUGUGGCCUCCAGCACCACAAGGGAGCGACAGCGACAGACGAUUGUCAUCCCUGACACCCCCAGCCCCACCGUCAGUGUCAUCACCAUCAGCAGUGACACAGACGAGGAGGAAGAGCAGAAACACGCCCCCACCAGCACGGUCUCCAAGCAGAGGAAAAAUGUCAUCAGCUGUGUCACAGUCCACGAUUCUCCCUACUCCGACUCCUCCAGCAACACCAGCCCCUACUCGGUGCAGCAGCGCACAGGGCACAAUGGCACCAAUACCUUGGACACUAAGGGGGGCCUGGAGAAGCACUGCACCGGCAACCCCCGCACCAUCAUCGUACCCCCACUGAAGACCCAGGCCAGUGAAGUGCUGGUAGACUGUGACAGCCUAGGGCCAGCGGUCAGCACCAGUCACCAUUCAUCCUCCUUCAAGUCCAAGUCCUCCAGCACCGUGACCUCCACCAGUGGCCACUCUUCAGGGAGCUCAUCAGGAGCCAUCACCUACCGGCAGCAGCGGCCAGGCCCCCAUUUCCAGCAACAACAGCCCCUCAAUCUCAGCCAGGCUCAGCAGCACAUGGCUACAGACCGCACUGGGAGUCACCGUCGGCAGCAGGCCUACAUCACUCCGACUAUGGCCCAGGCUCCAUACACCUUCCCGCACAACAGCCCCAGCCAUGGCACUGUACACCCCCACCUGGCUGCAGCUGCCCACCUCCCCACCCAGCCUCACCUCUACACCUAUACCGCGCCCACAGCCCUAGGCUCCACCGGCACCGUAGCCCACCUGGUGGCAUCCCAAGGUUCAGCACGCCACACUGUGCAGCACACUGCCUAUCCGGCCGGCAUCGUCCACCAAGUCCCCGUGAGCAUGGGGCCCCGGGUCCUACCCUCACCCACCAUCCACCCCAGUCAGUAUCCAGCCCAGUUUGCCCAUCAGACGUACAUCAGCGCCUCGCCAGCCUCCACCGUCUACACUGGAUACCCACUGAGUCCUGCCAAGGUCAACCAAUACCCUUACAUAUAAACACUGGAGGGACCCGCAGGGAGGGGUGGAGGAGCUCCCAACAGACCUGGGAGCUGGGGUUUUAUACUGCAGGUGCCGCACACAAACAAUGCAAAUGGGGCAGGGAGGGGGCAGUUGGGACGCAAGUGAAACUUGAACUAGGAGUGGGAGGACUUAGAGCAGAGAGGAGAGCCUUUUAAAAGGAAGGGGUUAAGGAGUGGGAAAUCUAUGCUUUUUAUUUUAAAAAAGAAAAAGGAAAAAAAGAAAAAGAAAAAUGUUAGUAACAAAAGAGUAAAAAAAGAAAAAAACUCAGCUCACAAACCCAUUCUGCACCAAACUGGAAAGGAAAAGAAGAGCUACAGGAAGAUUCUGGAAGCAAGGGGCCCCAGUUUUUGAAGAACUUUAUGAACUUUUUAAAGAUUAUUUUCAUAUGACAGCAAGUGACAUUGAAGAAUUUGCUGUCAGGGACACCUGAUAUGGAAAUCCAAUAGAUUUUUAAUUAAUUGAACAUGAAAAUUAGGGAUUUUUCCGGAACUCCAAAAGGGUCAACACCCCUUUCAAGUAGCAGGCCGUGGCCUGAGGAGGCUCAUAUUUGGGGGUUGGUCUGGGGUUGGCAAAGUCCAGUUCUGGCUCAUUCGUCAGGAACAGUGGGGUCGCCAGACUGAUGGAAGACCCCUCAGGAGAGGGGCUAGUUUCCUCUUUUGGGGCAUUCUGGAUAAAUCUCUAAGCAAUGUUAUUCCUCAGAUAUCAUAAUAAUGUGUGUUGUAGUCUUUAAUUUUUUUUCUUUUCUGUGAUUUUUCUUUUUAUCUUGAAUCAACCCCUAGUCGUGUAGCGUAGGGCUAGGUCGUCACGGACACCCUAGUACAAUGUAGCACUCUGCCCUCGUUUCCUACCUUGUGUUCAACUCCAGUGAUACCAAUAGACUAUCCCUUGAUGUAAUUGCACAAAACAAGUGAUCUAGCAUAGGCAUGGAACCAAUGUGGUGGUCUAGGUGAACGAGUGAGUGUGCAUGAGCACGUGUGGGUGUGAGCGGGGCUGCCACCCUCCCCGUGUGUCCCUUGGCACCGCCGUCACAGCCCUUGCAGUCUUGAUUUUACAUCAUUCCCUCCUAGUGCCUUAACGACCGACAGACAGACAGACAGACACGGUGAAGGGUUACUUCCACUGGUACUCCAAGAAACUGGCUGGGGCAGGUCAGAUAUGUUCUCAGCUCUUUUGUUAAGCUGUUAAGAGUAUUUUACUUGGGUCUUUUUGUUUUUGUAUUGUUUUAAUGUCAUGUGGAUUGUCUUUCCUGGGCUCAUUGUGAGCAGAAGGAUUUCAAAGAAGCUUAUAUACCUAAAAGUGGGGAGUCGUGGAUCUCAGGAGAGAUGUAAGAGCCAAGUGGGGGACACUGGCCACAGCUGGUUCUUCUGCUGAGUUUUCCUCUGAGGGCAGAGGUCCAGAGAGACUCCCCACCCUGCCCUAGCUCUGCCACACAUGGCGUGAGGGGGUCUUAAGGAUGUCGGCUUCGCCAGGCAGCUGCCUCAGCCUCCAGACCCACCACCCGCUUCCUGGAGCCAUCUGGGGAGAGGCAGGAGACCUGUUCCCAUUUCUGCUUCCCUCCCCAGUCCCUCCCUCCCACAGAAGCCUGGUAGUCUCAGACACACCUGCGUAUCUCUCCACCAGCUCCAGGGACUGCGGUUGGGCUCCCCUGCAGACUGCCACUGCUAAGUUUGCUGUUGCUUCUUUCCUGAAAUUAACCUAGGUCUCCCAGUCCAUUUGAAGCUCUGCCUUUGAGAGAGAUGAGCAGGCAGAGGGGCUGGAGGGACAUUUGGGAAAACACUCCCAUGGACAGUUAAGCCUCAAAGAAAUCUGCCCUUCACCCUCUGCAUUCUGGAUGUUUUCUUCAGCUUUGAACAGUGAGGUGGGUAGGAAUUUUCUGUUCCUUCUGGGAAACUCUGAAGCCAUGGAGGUUGGAGACAGUCAGGUCCAGGAUGGGACAUAGUAGCAUGGUAUGGAUUGUUUGAGCCUGGUGUGAGUCCUAGCUAGCCCCCAAUCCACAUCUUCAGGUAGAAGGUUUGUGGUCAGCAGUCCAGCCUUCCCAGUGUCCUCCCUGUCUUCCCUCUGCAGGCCCUGAGCAAUCUACUGUGAAAGACUUUCCUCAUGAGACCUGCCUUCCUUCAAUAAUGAAGCUUACUUAGCUUUUAGCUGUGAAAAGCUCUGGAAACUUCCCCACCCAUCAAUUCUUAUAAAGUCCCCCAACUGGGUAUGUCUUAGUGCACCUUUGGCCAAAAAGAGGAGAUGCUAAAACCUGGCGAGGCCUGACCCACCUCCAGCCAAGGACUAGCUGGAAGCACAGUGAAUGGAACAGGCCUGCAGGAGGAAGCUGCGUCCUUUUCCUAGUCAGAACCACUUGAGCCCAAGCCUGGUUUUAGCUGAAAGUGAGACAACAGGAAAAGUCAGUUCAAGGUGGGGUGGGGAACAAAGCCUUUGGAGAACCCCUGAGCCAGAGGCUCCUAGAGCCUCACCAGCGUGGAAACCCAUCUGUCACGGAGCUUCCAGCAGUCAGAUGGCAGUUUCCCAUGGGACCUUCUCGUACUAAGUCCUGACUGGAAGUGGGCCUGGGUUUGCCUUGCUCUGUGACAGGAUCUGGAGGGCCAGCGCAGUCCAGAGCUGGUCUAGAGGACGGAUGACUUGUCCCUCAUCUCUUCUUGUCCGCUGACACUGAAGCUCUUCACCCCUUCUGUCCUUUCCCCUUCUCCUUCCAGACCAACCAUGAAUGUUCCUUGUUGCUCAUAAAGUUAGUCUUAUCGUACUGAUUAUUGUGUUAUUGCCACUGUAAUUAUGAUCAUUAUCACCUUGUUGCUAUUUUAGUCAGGGUGUGAAGUACACAUUUAUUCCAAGUAUCUUUGUGUUUUCUUUGUAAUAUGUAAAUUUGUUUUAUUAUAGCUGUGAGUAUGUGAAUAGACUGGAGGGACAUAUACAUGUCCAGUGUUGUCCGAGGGAAUGGAGAAAAAAGGAAAGAAGGCUCAGGAAUCAGGAAAAAUUGUUUCUGUCAUCUCUGUCCCAUAGAGAGCUGCAAAGAAGGCUACUGCAAAGCAGAGACUCGGAUACAUUGGGUCCUUCUCACAUGGCCCAGCUGGGUACUCAACCGCUGUUGGUACAAUGUCUUUCGGACCUUUGGCAGUUCCUCCCAUGUUCUCUGUGCUUCCCUCCGCAUCUGAACUACUGACCAGAUCUUAGCCUGCCUCACAUCUGACAGUCAGCAUCCAAAGGCCCCUCUCAAAGCUGCCCCGACCUUUCCUUACCUUCAGUUUUCCCGUCACUCGGCUCAGCUCUUUCAGUGCAGAGACAGUGGUCACACCCAGGAGCCAUUAGGUGCAGUGAAGGUCAUGGGCAGCCAGGGCCUCCUUGUGAGAUAUUUCUGCCUCACUCUGUCCUUCUACUCAGUUGCCACCCUUCCCGUUUCCCUAGUCUGCUUCUUUCCCAGACAUCAAGGAAUGAGACAUAAGAGAGCCCCACGCAGACAGACCAGCAGCUGCUCAGAUGCUGCAGGACUCCUUCUAAGUCACUGGCAAGUGAAGGGCACAGUGGGACUUGUAGCUACCUCCUUCCCGGGCUCUAGCUGUGCCCUUCAGUGUGUGUAUUGUGGUGAUGGGUGUGUGUCUAUUACCCACUGACACUCAGAACAACCAGGCCCCCGGUGAAGGAAGUUUCCCGAACAGAAGAUAGCCACUCGGCAAACCUCCAUUCCACUCCCGCGCCUCCCCUGAUCUCAAGUCCAUGUACAGGAGUCUCACAAGACCCCAGUCAGUUAGCACCCUCACCUAAGCUCCCGAGGUGUCAUCACCUCAUCCCUUUGCAAAGAAAGGCUGUUGUCCUUGGUACUGCGUACGCUCUCAGUUGGGGGGCCGCUUAGUCCUCAGUAGACCAUGUGUCUCUGGGCCUUCUCUAGUGAAGAAACGCUGCUCAGCUUGAGGAAGAUGAGAAGGAAACAGGUCCGUGGCACCUCGUGACCCUCAGGUCAGCAGACUCUGUUGCUCGCUGGGUUCUUACUGACUAUCUGGGCCUUGGCACACGGGCCUGUGUGUCAGUAUGUCGGGGUGAUGUUUUAGGAAAGCAGAUGAGCAGGCCAGUGGGUAGGCAAGGCUGGUGUUCAUGUCAGUUAACCCUGUGAAGUGGAUGUGGUUGGUGUGUUUCAGAGAAAAAGGGGCCGGGGGAGGGGCAGUGUCCCCUGGACUGUGUUCAAGUUUCUCUCCUUCCUGGUGGCAAAGUUGUUUUCCACUAUAAAAGCCAACUUGGCUUUGUUCUGUUUGCUUCUAAGGAUUGGAGCUGACCAACCAUUGCGUGGAGCAGGUCAGGAAAGGAGGUCAGCACAGCCGAUAGGACCUCCCUAGACCAGCUCUCGGGAGAUGCAGACACUUUUGAACGGUGUGGCGGGGGAGUGUGUUGGCUGACUGUAGUGAGUGGAGUUAAUGUUGAGGAGGCUUAAGGAAGUAUUCCUGGUGGUUCAUGGUAGUAAGGGUGAUUGGGUCCUCACUCCGUCCCUCCCUCCCCCAGGUUCUCAUCAUCUGGCUGAGGGCAGAGUAGGAUGUGCGCAUGGCUCUUACUGGCCUGCCAAGUAGCUGCUAGGACAGAAAACAGAAGAAAAUUGCUUGGUGCCCUCAGCUAGCAGAGAGAGUUCCGUGAGAGGCAAUGUCUCCUUCCAUGGCCCAGCCUGAGACCACACAACCCCCAGCCAGCCGUUGGACCCCAGCACAUUCUGUCCCAGGGUCUCCCGGGCUUCGCUCCUCAUUCCUGUUUUCCCUCUUAUGUGCUUUACAGAUUUUCGGUAGGGGGCCUCAAAAUUAAGCAGGCCAGAGAUGCCCUUACCAAAUUAGAGAGGAAAGUAAAACUGUCCCUUUCUAUAGCCAAAGACACCUUUACAGGUGGACAAAUGUCACCCCCUGUUCCCUUGGGCAAUACUGGCUUCAGUGAUGCAAUUCCAUUUAUUUCCCUCCCUAUCCUGCCUCCUUUUUUUAAAUCUCACUGCAUUUAUUUCAAAACCACUCAUCUUUAAAGAGUAGUGGAGUCUGGUCCUAAGUGCUGCUGUCCCUAGGGAACUGAGGCCCCUACAGUGUUCAUUUGUGUUUAAUUGAUCUCAUGCUUCUGUGGGAGCUAGCAAACAAGCAAGCAACCCUUCCCUGGUGACCCACGCUGCCUCUCGGGCUCCAGAUGCACAGAACCGGUUUGAGAUGGCAGCAUCUGUCCACCUGCCCGGUCUCAACAAGCAGUACUCAGACAAAUCCAUCAAGCCACUGAAGAACUAAAGAUGGCGAAAUGAGGCAUAGUUAAUUGCAAAAGCAACCUCACGAACACUUUGGCACUACGGCUCUCUGUAGUGACCAACUGAGGAGAGGUUUCCCGGGUCUUUAGAGCAGUCUCUUUCCUUCUGGCUCAGAGUUGCCAGAAAAGAGAGCCUGAGACUCCUUGUCACAGACCCUUCCCCAAUCCUUUCAGGGUCCCGCAUCCCAGACCCGUGCAGGAGAGCACUGCACAGAUGACCUCCCGCUGCACACAGUAGUGUGCUAGGACUACCCUUGUAUGAGGACUCACCGACGGUUAUUGAGUGCUCACAGUAUGCCAAGGCCUUGCUGAGCAUCCUCUCACAGACCCAUCACGGCCACCCACCCUGGCAGGAAGUCAAUAGCCCCUGUUUGACAGAUGGAAGAGCUGUCCCUCUGAGAAACUGGAAUGUGUGAAAGGGAAAGCGUGAUACAUUUCAGAAUCCCCAAGUUUUUAAUCCUAUUUUUUUGUUAAUCAGGACUUUACUGAUGUAAAAUUUUGUUUCCCUGUUUAACUAACUACAAUGACAGCCUAUCUCUAAUGGGUCAUUCAAUGACACUCCCAUUCCCUGCGUGCCAAACACAGGCUAAGAAUUGCUCAGUGAGCCCGUGACACCAGUCGCGUCCGUCCCUGUACAGAUAAGGCACCUGGCUUAAAGUUCCCGUAAGCUGCUCAGGCCACCCAGCUGGUGAGAAGGAACAGGCUUGACCUUCUAUCUGCUUGGCUCUAGAACUGGCUCACAGACCCAGCCUCAGCUGCCUCCCUGUGUACAGCGAGGACAGUCCUUUGCCGAAUGUCACGCUCUGUCUUCCCUAUGCUGCUGCAGGCUCAGCGUGUCUGUGCAAAGAGGGUUCCUGGAUGGGAUACAGGUGGAAGAGGAGGAGUUUGACUUUAAGAACAGUCGGGGAGUUUCUCUGGAAUUCCUUUCUGGUUUCUUUCCAGCAAUUAGCUUUAGUCACGCUGCUACAACUCCUGUCAGACUGAAGGGAAAGUGUUCUUUUCUUUUAUAAAAAUAAAUAAAUAAGAUGAUUUUUCUUGCUUAUAGUUAAUACUAGAAAGGCAAUACUAAAAGUAUAUAUUUUUUUCCAAAAUGCUAUUUUUUACUGUACUUGAUAAAUACUUGGCAGCUCUGAUCUCUGUAGCAGACCCUCUCUUCAGCUCUGGGCAGAACCAGGGGCCAGGUUCACACCAAAUUUGUAAAUACCAUCUGGGUCUGUGUCCAGGAACUUUUUUUUCUAUGAAGAAACAAACAAAAACAAAAAAAAGAAAAACAAAAAAAGAGGAGGAAGGGGAGGAUGAAGGCAAGCUGGGAAGAGGAACAAAAUCGCGUUUUCUUGCAAGAGAGACUUUCUCAAAGAGAUGGACAGAGCAUGACAGAGCAAAGCAACCAAGCCAGGAAGUGAGAAAGGGGUGCCUCAGACUGCCAUGCCAUUGGGAGCGCUACUGCCACCGCUUAGUUCUCUUGAGAGGUAACAAAAACCUAGAAAUGCUUUAGGACUAGAUUUUCAUUUCUUAAAGAUUCUUAUCAUGCACUGUAUCUGCUCAGUUGUUUUGGUUGGGCUUCUUUUUUCUUUAAAAAUGUCUUUACUGACUGUCUCCAGGCUUGUUUGCCUAAGUUCUUAGGUCGUUUACACAAGUUCUAAAUUCUUCUAGAACUUUAACUUCAUUGGAAGUGAACCCAGCUAGCGCAGCUCUGAGGUCCUAGCUGGUGUCAGUGGUGUUCUGGGCCUCUGGCAGAGCACCUUGAAACGUUCUCAGAUGGUUUAGAUACAUUACCUUACGCAAACUGUGACCCAAUGGCAAUAAUUACCUCAAAUAUGGGCAUUCGUCCUGGUUUUAGCCUUUUCUGAAAUCAUGUAGCCAGCUUGACCUUGUCAUUCAAAAGACUAUGAAUUCUCUGUGGGCUGAAAGUAAGGAUAAUGCAUACCCUGGUCACUGUUGCCGAAGUGAGUCCUGAGAAUAGCUCACCCUUCCACCAGAAGAGAUGGCCUGUGUCAUGAUCAAUGUGAUGUCAAAGCUGUGUGGAGCGUGUUCCUCACCACGUAACAUGCCCUUUGCGCUCUCCGGUAUCAAGUAAACUUCACAGUUAACUGUGGAUACUCAAGCAUACUUCUGGCUACAUUUUAUAGUUAAAGUAUUUUAUAGUUUACAUUUAACCUGGUACUUCUUAAAAGAAAAUUGUUCCUAACUGCCAUCUUCAACCACAGCGAUUGAUUGACUCUUACACCAGAAGCUGUGUCUCCCCGAGGCAGGCAGGUUCCGCUUAUACUGCUUGUAGCCCAAUAUGCGCGUGUCCUUUAUUGCUGCUUUCCAGGGGCCCUGAGAGAAUGUGAGAGGAAGUCUAGAGGGAGUGGGAAGGGUGAGUCCUGACCCUGGGCCAGAUGCCGGGCCCCGUGCCGUGUGUGUCGGCACUUGUCGAGGCCUUGACAGCAUGGAGGGGCGGUGAGAAGUGAUCCCUGCUCCAUCAACUCUGUCAUGGCUUGAAUGCUUCCUUCAUGACUAGAUCCCUCACCUGGCAGUAGGUGAUACUGGUUCUCAGUAGCUCUGAAGGUAUGGUUGCUCUUUCUGGGUCCCCAGUGAACCUCUAGAGGUCAGCAUUUUGAGAGGGAGAACCAUACCCUUAUGCCGUUUUCACUGGCUGGGUUUUCCACAUAUCACUGUCUUAGUCAUUUUUCUUUAAAAACAAAACCCAUGUAAAAUGAUGUAUACUUUAAUUUACCCAUUGUCCGGCUACGCUGUGAAACCUAGUUCAGAGGCCUCUGCUGAUGGACAUAGGUGCUUCUGAGCCGAAGGAGCUGGAGUGGACGAAGGGUGGCCCGUGGCGCUGGGUCCACGGAGGGGAUUUACAGUGAAACAGGCCUCAGAGCCAAGUGUGGGCUCCACUGGUAAGCAGGAGAAGACAGGGAAUACCAGUUUUCCUGAUCGUCUUGUUGGGUUUGGGGGGUGUUUUAUUUUUGUCUUGUGUUUUGUCUUUAAGACAGGGUCUCGCCAUGUAGCCCUGGCUGGUCUGGAACUCACUAUGUGGACUGGGUUUUAUUUUUUUUCCUGUGGAAGACCCAUGGUGAUCAAUGUGUGAUGUGAUUGUCCCUCCACAGACACCUUGAGAGCUGCAGCACGAGGUACAGGGCUGCUCACCUCUGCUUGCUUUGCCCCUGCGGCCAGUGCUGACGGCGUGCUCCUGUGGUCUCUGAGAAUGAAUGUCCUGUACGAUACUCUUCAUCUCCCCCUCCUUAGUCAUACUUUGAGAUCCUGGUGUGUGUGUGUGUGUGUGUGUGUGUGUGUGUGUGUGUGUGUGUGUGUGUGUUUUCCUUUGCACUAAUAAACCAAAUGAAUUUUGUGUCAUUGUCUUUGGAGCUAACCCGUGUUUUUAAACAUGAGAGGUAUAGAAAUGGGCUUUUCACUAUUAUCUGAAAAGUUUAAAUUUACUGUAUCUAAAGAAGGGCUCUGCUGUCGCUCUUUUUAGUCUCCUCUCAACCAACUUCCAAAAUGGAUCUCCCCUGCUUGCAUUGGCUCCUUGCUUCUGUAGCCACCUCUGCCCCCUACUGUCAGAACAGACCAGGCUCUGCUCAGGCGCUCAGGACUCCAGGAAGCUCCAGUCAACUAGAAGACUUGCUUAGCCUUGAGAGCCGUGCUCCUGCCUCCCUGGCUCCCUGCUGGGCUGACAGACUGUGGAUUUGCUAUUGAUGUGUCAGUGCUUUGGCUCAGGUUAGGAGGAAGGACAUAGGAAGUUGAACGUGACUUGACCGUGCCAUCCUCUAGCUUCCGGUGACUCUGAGCGAGACGAAUACACACAUCCUUCAAAGCAGAGGCCCUGUUCACGCUGCCUCCAAGUCGGCUAGCUCCCUGCCCUUCCACAUCCCUCUCUCUUGUGUACUGCCCAUUUGAGACUGGCUUUCUUCCAUGGGUUACCCAGGGCACAAUCAUUUCUAGCCCCAAAAGCACCCUUCACCCCUUUGUGUGUGUGUGUUUUUAACCAAAUGAAGUUGACAAGAAAGGCGUAUGUUGGGGCUGCAGGAUUCCUAGUGUAGUAGAAGCACUGUAUAGAUAGAGAUGUUGAUAUAUAUGUUUGUGUAUAUAUAUAUCAAGCCAAAUUUUCUGAUAGGAAAAGUAUAGCUUUAUGGAUGAGAAGGAAGAGGAGCCCUUUAGAGGUUGGAGAGCACUGAUGUGUCCAAUGAGCAAGGUGCAUCCUGUUCCUUCACUCGCAGCUAAGGCCCCAGCACCCAGCCCUCGCCGUCCCGCUCACCUCAGCAGAGCUGGGAGACUGUGAGGGUUCUGCUGCUCUGCGGGUCUCCAGCAGCAAAGGCCUGGGAGAGGGAGGGACACAGACCAGAAUGACUGGGCUUUUCCAUCCAUUUUGCUCUGACCACAUGCAUUCAGCUACAGCCUGAUAUUAUCUCACAUUUCAAAAAAAAAAAUGGCACCGUGAAGAUGGCGGGCGAAAGAGAUCGGUAGCAAUGCUUACCUUUCAGCUGCCUGUGGGUUCAGGACGCUCUGGGCAGGAAGACACACUCCCUGGGACUAAAACGGAGAAGAGGGGACCUGUCAGUGCCCAUUCCCCAGUCCAAGGAAGGAGGCUCCCUCCCCCAGGUCAUCUCACCUAGAUAUUUCUCUAGCAGGUCAUCUCAGCUCAGUCUCAACAACCCCCUGAAAGCCCUGGCCAGCGUGUCCCUUCACUGUACGGUUUCUGUAAUAAAGUGUUAAUCCAUGUUAAUCUGUGUGGGAACUAUUGCGUGCAACAGUAUUUUCUCGUGUACCUCUUUUCCUCUGUGGCGUGUCUCCUUUUUAUUUAUAAAUGUCUACUUUUGUUUAAAAGGACAAACCAGUGUGUCGUAGACCUCUCUGUAACCUGUUCCUUAGUCUCAUUAUAGGUAUGUUAUAAGGGUGGAUAUUUUACUUGGCUUUAGAAUGUUUUUCAAGAAAACUAAUUCUUAACUGAUGAAGUUGUCGCUACUAAAAUGCUUGUUUUCAUCAUGAUGUCGUGCGCUUCUAAAUUAAUCAUCAUUUUCGUUGUAGAAAAAUGGAGUGAAUUUAUAUUAGUCUUGGAAACUAAUAAUAGCAUUGUAAAUUUAUGAGAUGAUUUUAACAGAAAAAUUAUAGAAGAAUAUAGUUAUUUUAAUUGUAAUAUUACUAACUGUAGGGUGAGGAAGGGGGGGUCCUGUUGUGGUGAACUCUGUUAUAGCUUGUUACUCAGUUUCUUUUUGAUCAUUUUUUCGGUCUCUGAGGUGAAGCGAGUUAUUAAUGGAAUCUGUACACUCACAUAUGCAUAUUGUAUAUGUGUAGAGAUGUGGUCACACUGUCUUGGAAUUACAUUAAACUGUUUGGAAUCACUGUA
This is a messenger RNA of Chionomys nivalis (European snow vole), 14396 nucleotides long. RefSeq names its product homeodomain interacting protein kinase 2 (gene Hipk2). Gene Ontology annotation, biological process: smoothened signaling pathway; positive regulation of transcription by RNA polymerase II; peptidyl-serine phosphorylation. Bases 191 to 3781 code for a protein of 1196 amino acids. Gene Ontology annotation, molecular function: SMAD binding; protein tyrosine kinase activity; transcription coactivator activity. The record is from RefSeq and is a predicted model, not a curated record. The transcript has 15 exons. NCBI's taxonomy places the organism in Eukaryota, Metazoa, Chordata, Mammalia, Rodentia, Cricetidae. Gene Ontology annotation, cellular component: PML body; cytoplasm; nucleus.